Molecule: messenger RNA, 1236 nt
Organism: Ruditapes philippinarum (Manila clam)
Lineage: Eukaryota; Metazoa; Mollusca; Bivalvia; Venerida; Veneridae
Exons: 1
Coding region: 1-1236 (411 amino acids)
Molecular function (GO): calcium ion binding
Source: RefSeq, a predicted model, not a curated record
AUGGCGUCAACAAAUCAUUUCAGUUUGGUGUUAUUUUUUACUUGUUUGUUAGAUACCGGUUUCGUUGUAAGUAAAGGCAAAGACUAUGAUAAAGACGUGCAAGCUUUACUUCCUGACUUUGAACGAAUUGCCAAAAGUAUUGACAAAAACGGGUUAAAAACGAACUUAUGGACGGUUGGAACAUACAUCGCAGCCCACAAAUAUUUCGGAGUAGACUUCCGGUAUUUAACCGGGAAGAUUGAAGCAAGCGACCAAGUCUUCCACAAAAAAUUUCCAUCACCGAUUCUGAGAGACCUUCAUCCAACAGCAUCCAAGGCUUGCGAAUCUUCAGCUAUGAAGUGUGUGACGGAGGUGGUUUACAAAGCUAGGCAGUCCGGCUCACUUCAACACUUAAUGAAAUCAAAAGAGAAACUUCCAUCAUUCGCACCAUUCAAAAAUUACUACGAGGAAUUCAAAUUUCGACAGACAGCCAUGUAUUAUCUGUGUUGGCAUACUCAGUUGGAGGACGAAUUUCUCAAAUUCAGCUCUGGUAGACAAUCAUGCCUAUCUUAUCUAAAUGCCGUUGAUGAAAUACCGGCAAAGAAACGAUUCAAGCUGGUUGGAGACGACACUCCUGCUAUAGAAGAUAUCCGAGACGAAGACUUCCGGAAUGACCCUUUCACGUGUGCACGGCUUUGGUUCUGUCCAGACCCUUGCUAUGGAAGAAAAGAUAGAGGUCAUUUUAAGAAAAGAAACUUUAAGGUGAAAGGAAAUCCCUGUUUGGAACUGAAAAAUAGUGAAUGCAAAUGGGAAAAAAAUGGAAAUAUCAAUUUCAAAGACCUAAUACGGAACAGAUUCAAUAUUACGUGUGAUUGUUCGUCCGACCGGAAAGGUUUUAGUUGGAACAGUAGAUUUGGAAUGUGUGUCGACACAGAUGAAUGCUAUGAUAGGACGUCAAACUGCCCUGACAAUAGACUGUGCAAAAACACUGUUGGGUCUUUCAUGUGCACAUGUGCCAAAGGUUAUGCAGUCAAUCCUGAGACAGAUGAAUGUGAAAAAACUGAAAUUCUACACGAGUCGGCAUCGAUGUUAAGUUAUAAACAUUUCCAAAGAGAGACAGACAAAGAAAAAGGAGAGCCAGACUUUGUAUUAGAGAUGAUGGAUUUCGUAGGUUUGUCAGUUGGUAACAGAAUAUUACAGAAUAAUCUGUCCGUUCUAACAACUGUAUCAAUGGUUUUACUACAUUUCUUAAUAUGA